AUGCUGCAGAGCCUCCCAACAGAUUUGUUCAAAUACAAUAGGAAUCUCCUCCACAUUGAUCUCAGCCUCAACCAUCUCCAGACUCUGCCUGAAGGCCUCUUCAGCUUCUUCCCUUCCAAUCUGUUCACCAAUUUCACCUGGAACUUUUUCGUCUGUAACUGUAGCCUGGCUUGGGCUUCAUCCUGGAUCAGCUCCUUAGAGAACCAGUCCAUCAGUCAGACCUUUCAGUGCCAUUCUCCUGUACGCCUGAGAGGCGUGUUGCUUAAGGACUUCAAUCCCAUAUGUGUUCCUGAUUAUGUCUGGUACAUACUUGGUGUCCUCACCGGUGUCUUGAUCUUAAGUAUUUUUAUCACUUUGCUGUAUAUCAACCGCUGGAAGAUCUACUACCAGUGGUACAUUCUUCUGUCCAAGAAGAAUGACCGCGAGGUGUGGGUGGACAACCCCAGGUUUGUAUUUGAUGCCUUCGUGGCCUACAGUGAGAGGGACUUCCAGUGGGUGCUGCAUGAGCUGAUUCCACACAUGGAAGACAAUGCUGGGCUGCCCAACGUCAAGCUGUGUGUGUCGGAUCGAGACUGGGACCUUGGAGGCUCCUUCUUUGACAACGUGGAGAGCAGCAUCCAGUGUAGCUGCAAGACGCUUUGUGUCAUCUCCAGGCACUUCCUCAAGAGCGAGUGGUGCAAGCUGGAGCUGAGCCUGGCGCACAUGCAGCUCUUCUCAGAGAACAGGGAUGUGCUGAUCUUCAUCUUCCUGGAGAAGAUCCCCUCAGAGAGGCUGUCCCAGCACGAGAAGCUCCAUAGAGAAUUGCGCAAGAAAUCCUGCCUUGAUUGGCCAGGAGAAGACCCAGAUGCCCAGAGGGUUUUUUGGGAGAAACUGCGCUCACUCAUCCUGAAACCACACAGUGAAAACAAACCUUGUUCUCGCGUCUGGUACUGGUGA
Lepisosteus oculatus (spotted gar) is the source of this 936-nucleotide messenger RNA. NCBI's taxonomy places the organism in Eukaryota, Metazoa, Chordata, Actinopteri, Semionotiformes, Lepisosteidae. The record is from RefSeq and is a predicted model, not a curated record.